UACACGCUCCCAGCAUCUCUCUCGCUUUUGCCAUAAAACAUGGCGGACUUCCUAGCAACGUGAGAUGUACUUUUCUUGUUACCAAACAGUGUAAAAGUGAAUUUAUCGCAGAUAUUAGAUCGUAGUCAAGAAUGAGUUUGAUACGCGCUUUUGUUAUAAGCUUUGUAUUCAUGCUCGUGGCGCAAGGCUCACUAGAAGCGGGUCAGUUGUUCGCUCCCCGCGAUACGAUCGGAAGCGACCCAAAAACCGAAGACAGAACUAUAAACAACCGCCUGGCGAUUUGUGAGUCUCGAUGCAGAUCUGAGAGGCAAGACACACUACAUUUCCAAAAGAGAGCUCCUCAGCUGUCUCAGUUGUGCCUCAGGGAAUGCAUGAAAAGCAAAGAAGAAGAUGUAGUUACAAAGAAUAUGCGAAUAAGACGAGAUGUUGUAGGAGAAAAAAGAAAGCAGGAGAAAAAAGAAAAUUGUUUAAUACCAUCCCUGUUUCUGGAUCAUCAUUCUGUUAAAGCUACUGUGGAAGUGGAUUUUUUGGAAAGAAAACCAAACUUAUCAAUAUCAUGGAAGCCAGUUUACACUGAUCCAUGGUACAACUGGACAUCAUAUGCCAUUUUUUACCAGUCUGGGGAAGGACAACCUUUUUGUAAAUUGAUACCAAAGGACCAGCAUAAGUUCAUUCUUGCAGAUGGUGAGGGUUGGGAAUAUCCAAGUGCUAUUCACAUGGUGAUUUACACUUAUCCUCACUCCAAAGAAAGUUCACAUCUCAUGAAGACAUAUCAUCCUCCCGCACGACCACUGCCGACAUUUCCUCCAACGUCCUCUAACGACACCAUCAAAAUUGCGGUGGCCGCUUCUGGUGCAGUUUUUGGCCUUGUGUUAUUGGCAGCUUUCUUGUUCUUCAUUUAUCGUAGACGAAUCAGGCCAUGUUCACUUCUUUAUGAAGGUGACAGGCGUCAAGAGAGGUAUUUCAUGCCACCAAACAAUUUAGUCACCAUUCCAGCCCCAGGAAGGCCUACUCCAGUAGCUCUUUCAACAGCUCCAAACGCAGGUCCUGACUCUUUCUACGCAUGCUAUUUUCCUGAAAACGAGUGGUUCAAGCUUCAAGUAGCUUCGGUCGUGAAUUUCUUCAGGAACAAUGGCUACCCAGUGGAGAUGGAUGUGAUGAAUUCCUGCGAACUCUCUAGUGGACCAACUCGCUGGGCUGAACAACAAAUUCGGCGAGCUCGAAAUGUCCUUAUAUUUCUGUCUCCGGGACUUUUGCGUCUUUCUGGAGUUGACGAAGAUGAUCCGGAAACUCAUCAGGAACACGAGCGCGUUUGGUAUGAACUUGCUUUGCUUAAGAAAAUUUUCCUACAGACUCACUCCGCUAGUAAAAUGGUGUGCAUUGCUCUACCAAAUACGAACAUUAAACCUCAGGAACUCCCUCUGUGGGCUGAGCUGAUCUAUAAAUGGCCUGAGGAUGAGCAGAAAAUUUUCAAGCGCUUAAACGACAAACCUAUUAUCCAGCCCUGGAAGUGCUGAAGAUGACGAAUAGAAAUGUAUUAUGACGAAUGAUCUGCAAUCUUGUUUUUUUAUUGUGUAAGGGAGCCAAGGCGGGGCUUCAAUAUUGAGAACGUUGAAGAAAAUAUGUACAUUCAGUGUUCCUUUGCUAUACGAAGAUUGACGCGAUCAUCAUCGUUCAGAGGUUCAAUGCUUUAUUGUAUUUAUUUGUUUGUUUGCUCGUGUUCCUUUUUGCAAUCUGUUCCUUGUUAUCUAAGGAAACUGCUCAAUUCUUAAUUAGUCCGAUAGGCAGCCGCGAAAUAUUUAAUGAUUUAGUUUGUGAAUCGUUCCGUGUUGGGGUCAACUGGUGGGAAAGUUAACCGUUUACACCCCAACAUCAGUAUGCAUAUUCUCUAUACUGCACUCUACACGUUUCCUAUAUUGCUGACAAGAAGAAAUUGUGAAACAAUCAAGAGCUCUUCUAGCUGGUGAUCAUUUCCUUUCUUGUCGCUACCUGAAUGUUUGAUUCAGAGCUGAAAUUUUUGGGAGAAAUUAGAUGGCAGUCACUUUUAGGGUUUAGUAAUAAGUCAGUGUCUUUCAGUCAGUUGGUCAGCCAGUCAGUCUCCUUGGGCCUAUUGGACAAAAAUACCGCACAACUAAUUUCAAUAGUUAGCCCUUUUUUCGCGGUUUACAAUCAGGUUAUAUAUAUGGGGUUAAAGACCGAGCAUUGUUUAUUGCCUGCGGGGGAGAGGGGAAGGGAGUGGGAAGAUUCUGGUUGUGUGUUUCUCCGCAAUUAUAUUUACCUGUUUCCCUCACAAGACUCUGUAGAAUUCUGAUAAUUCCCCUAUAUUGGCUGUCAAUUUUUACAGCCCCCCCCCCCCUUGAACUCUGUUGGAGAUGACUGGUCCCUCGUUCCCCUUGAAAAACCAUGUGAUCUUCCUUAAAUUCCCCCGAACUCCCCUCCCCUCAGGCAAUAAAUUGUGACUGGUCCAUUAUUAGCAUGGUGUAUAUUGAGAUGGCGAUGAUUCAAUUUGUUGUCAAAUAAACACAUCAUUGUAUAUAUCCUUA
Molecule: messenger RNA, 2543 nt
Organism: Pocillopora verrucosa
Lineage: Eukaryota; Metazoa; Cnidaria; Anthozoa; Scleractinia; Pocilloporidae
Source: RefSeq, a predicted model, not a curated record